Saprolegnia parasitica CBS 223.65 is the source of this 1521-nucleotide messenger RNA. RefSeq lists its product as hypothetical. The transcript has 7 exons. NCBI's taxonomy places the organism in Eukaryota, Oomycota, Saprolegniomycetes, Saprolegniales, Saprolegniaceae. The record is from RefSeq and is a predicted model, not a curated record. Gene Ontology annotation, molecular function: xenobiotic transmembrane transporter activity; antiporter activity. The coding region runs from base 1 to 1521 and encodes 506 amino acids. Gene Ontology annotation, cellular component: membrane. Gene Ontology annotation, biological process: transmembrane transport.
AUGUCGUUCUUCACGAGCUUCUUCGCGGGGCAUGACGCCAAGGUGCGCUCGCUCGACGAGGCGAGCCCGCUGCUUGGCCCAUGCAAAACCACCAAGCCUGCCCGUCCAUGGCUGUAUGAGGCCCAGUCGCUCCUGCUACUGGCACUCCCGCUGGUCCUUAGCUCGGCGCUCGAUCAUGUCGCUGGCGUUGUGCCCAUCAUGAUGAUGGGCCACCUCAGCAGCGAGUACAGCAAAGCGUACAUCUCCGCGAUCGCGAUGGCCACGACCUUUCUCGUCUUGACGUCGUGGACCGUCAUCUGGGGCACGGGCGCCGCCAUGGACACGCUCUGUUCGCAGUCGUACGGCGCCGGACAGUCGCAGGACAUGGGUCUCGUCUUUCAAGCCGGCUUGCUCGCGGGUAUGAUUCUCCUCACGCCGAUGCUCGCGCUGGGCUUCUUUGCCAAAGAGUGUCUCUUGCUGCUCGGGCAGUCGGACGAAGUUGCGGACCUUGCUUCGAACCUCGUGACCAUCAUGUUACCCGCGCUGCCGCUUUGCCUCUUCUACGACCUCCUGCGCCGCGUGCUGCAGGGGCAAAACAUUGUUGCACCGCUCACGCUCGUAUCCCUUGUGUGUGUGCCGCUGAACCUCAGCAUCAACUACGUACUUAUGUUCCACACGUCGCUCGGGUACCUUGGCCGCGCGGUCGGGGCUAGCAUCAUGGGGCUGCUCUCGCCGCUGCUGCUGGUGCCCUACAUGAUGCGCACGUCGUUGUACACGACCGAGUGGCGCGGCUGGGACCUCGUCGCCGCCAUGGCGCUCGUGCCCGAAGUGCUUGCACUUGGGAUCGCCGGCGCCGCCAUGCACGGGUUUGAGCUAUGGGGCAUUGCGCUCACGUCCAUCAUCGCCGGCAAUUUGCCGCACGGCGAGACCGCCAUCAGCGCUGACGCGUGCAUGCAUUCCUUCCGCGGCUUUUUCUACAUGGUCUACGGUCCGAUCGGGGUCGCGGGCUCGAUCCGCGUUGGCAACGCGCUCGGGGCCAACGACCCGGUGCGCGCCAAGGUCGUGGCGUGGCAGACGGUCGGCAUCUGCGGCACCUUGGGCCUCGGCGCGGCGUUCCUCAUGGUCUGGCUGCGCCUCUCGUACCCGUACACGUAUACGAACGACCUCGCCGUUGUCUACUUGACGUCGCAGCUCCUCCUCGUCUGUGCGCCGUUCCAGGCAGCCUGCGGCGUCUACGCCGCGAUCAACGGCAUCUUUCGCGGCACGGGCCAGCAGACCCGCGGUGCGGUGCUCAAUGGUGUCGCGUACAUUGGGAUUGGUCUCCCGCUCGGUGCCGCGCUCGCCUAUGCCAACUCGAGCGGCAUUGUCGGUCUCUGGAUUGGGAUGUCGGUGGCCUUUCUCUGCUGUGCGGUCUAUGGCGUCUACUGGCUCUACCAUGUCGACUGGGCCGUCCUCGCCACCGACGCCCAAGUCCGCACGCACGAGACGUUGCAUCCGGCGACGACCGAGUUGUACCACGUCAUUGCGGGACCUGCCAAGUAG